CGCUGUAAACACAUUGAAUUAUUUCCCCCUCCGAACGAGAAGACUUGCACAAUGCCGCGGGGUGGCGAGUACAGGCAGUGACACCCGCUCACAUUGGACAGACUUGGAAAAACACUUCGUGCUGUAUAAUUUUGACACGCUCCGCGACGCUGGAACUGAACUCCGAUCAAAACAUGGAGCUGCCCGACCAGCGUCCUGACCAACAGUGCUAACGGUGCACAGCUAGCUAACAGCCUGCUAGCUUAUCUCUGUCAUCUUGUUGUCUUGAAACUUGUAUUAUUGUUUACAUAGCUGACAGAUCCGAGAUUGUUACGGACGUUAAAAGGACGAGGAAAAAGUAUUUUUCUAGCGUAAGAUCCCGCUGUCUCUUUAGCCUGUCCUUUAGCAGCUGCUGUUAUUGCUGGAAGUGUAAACACAGUUAGCUAGCCAGGUUUAUUGUUGCUGAAUGGGGUGGAGUUUUCUUUAGUAUUGACACUGGCUAGAAUAACGUUGGCUAUCAGUUGCCAGUUUUGGAAGACUGUGUCAGACAAAAUGGUGUUAUGGAGUUUCUGGAAAUCUCGACAUAAAAACAGCUCCGGACCUGCACCUUGUUGGAUCCGAUCAGGACUGGCAGCCCUGCUCUGGCUGUGUGUGACCCAUUUAGCCUGCGUCAGUGAGGCGGUGGGGGAGACCAAAAAUGUGGUGCAGAAAGAUGCAGAGUUUGGUGUCACCUAUAAUGACACGGUUACAAGUGAAAACCAGACCAUCUAUGCUUUCAACCACACCGUCUCCAGGAACAAGACGGAGGGAGUGCGUGUGUCUGUGGAUGUGUUGUCACAGGGUUUGGAGAGUCCUAUCCUGUUUGUGGUACGACAGAAGCAAGCUGUGCUGUCUUUUCAAGUCCCUCUCAUACUGAGAGGCCUCUACCAGAGGAAGUACCCUUACAAUCAUGUGGGCCGGACGUUGUGCCAGCCUCCGACCCGGGCCGCCUCGGAGACCCAGUACUUCUUUGUGGAUGUGUCUACCCUGUCCAGCCAGGGUACAAACUACCAGCUCAGGAUCAGCCGUGUUGAAAGCUUCACCCUGCUGACAGACAAGAAAUUCAGCUUCACCGCAUCACCAUCCCAACCUCAGUACUUCAAGUAUGUCUUCCCAGAUGGGAUGGACACUGUGAUUGUCAAGGUCAACUCAGAGAUGACCUUCCCCUGCUCCGUUAUGUCCAUCCAGGACAUCCAGUGCCCUGUCUAUGACCUUGACAACAACGUGGCCUUCAUUGGGAUGUACCAGACUAUGACCAAAAAAGGCGCAAUCACUGUGCAGAGGAAGGAUUUUCCCAGCAACAGUUUCUAUGUGGUGGUAGUGGUAAAAACAGAGGACGAGGCGUGCGGCGGCCCGCUGCGCUUCUACCCUCUCCGUCCUGAUGAGCUGAUCGACGCCGGCAACCGCAGCAAGGUCCUCGAUGUGAUUGUCACUCCUGCUAUCAACUCGGAGGUGUAUGUGAUGGGCAUGCUGUUCUGCUUGGGCAUCUUCUUCUCGUUCUACCUGCUCACCUUUGUGGUGGCCUGUCUGGAGAACAAGCGAGGGAAUAAGAAGAGAGACGUGUUUGAGAAUCCAGCUGACAUGUCGCCUGCUGAGACAGCCUCUCUUCUCGGGAAGAACGGAGAUGGCAAGACUCCAGCCUCGCCAUAUGAAUAUGGCUCCUUUGCUGACAACGGCAGCACACUCAGUUCAGAGGCCAUCACCGACAGUGCCACAUCAACUGACAACAAUUAUGGAUACUUAGAGCGAUCGUUGGAGAGUGUUGGACGAAGCAGGCAGGAGUCUCUGAGCUCUGUGGAGGAGGAUGACUACGACACGCUGGACGACAUCAACUCAGACAAAAACAUUGUCCGCACCAAGAAAUUUCUAUAUGUGUCUGACCUGGCCCGCAAAGACAAGAGGAUCCUCAGCAAGAAAUACCAAAUCUACUUCUGGAACAUCGCUACUAUUGCUGUGUUCUAUGCCCUGCCAGUCGUCCAGCUGGUCAUCACCUAUCAGACGGUUGUCAAUGUUACAGGAAACCAAGACAUCUGCUUCUACAACUUCCUGUGUGCCCACCCGCUGGGCGCUCUAAGCGCGUUCAACAACAUCCUCAGCAACCUUGGUUACGUGAUGUUGGGGCUCCUCUUCCUCCUUAUCGUCCUCAAAAGAGACAUCGUCCACAAUCGAGCCCUGGUCCGCAACGAUGUCAACGCGCUGGAGUGUGGUAUCCCAAAGCACUUCGGUCUGUAUUAUGCGAUGGGAACUGCUCUGAUGAUGGAGGGCUUGCUCAGCGCCUGCUACCACGUCUGUCCCAACUACACCAACUUCCAGUUUGACACCUCCUUCAUGUACAUGAUUGCUGGACUGUGUGUGUUGAAGUUGUAUCAGAAGAGACACCCAGACAUCAACGCGAGUGCUUACACUGCCUACGCCUGCCUGGCUGCCGUCAUCUUCUUUUCUGUGCUGGGAGUGGUAUUUGGGAAAGGAAACACCGUCUUCUGGAUCGUUUUCUCAGUGAUCCACAUUCUGGCCACUCUCCUCCUGAGCACACAGCUGUACUACAUGGGCCGAUGGAGGCUGGACUCCGGGGUCCUGCGCAGGAUGGUGUACAUCAUCUACACAGACUGCAUCAGACAGUGCAGCGGACCCAUGUACAUAGACCGUAUGGUUCUGCUCGUAAUGGGGAACAUAGUCAACUGGUCUCUAGCUGCCUACGGCCUCAUAGAGAGACCUAACGACUUUGCCUCCUACCUUUUGGCCAUCGCCAUCUGCAACCUGCUGCUCUACUUUGCCUUUUACAUCAUUAUGAAGCUGCGGAGCGGUGAGAGAAUCCAGUGUCUGGCGUUAGUGUGCAUUCUGUUCACAGCCGUGGUGUGGGGUUUUGCGCUGUAUUUCUUUUUCCAGGGCCUUAGCACCUGGCAGAAAACUCCAGCAGAAUCUCGUGAGCACAACAGGGACUGCAUCUUGCUUUCAUUCUUUGACGACCACGACAUUUGGCACUUUCUCUCCUCCAUCGCCAUGUUUGGAUCCUUCCUGGUCCUCCUGACCAUGGACGACGACCUUGACACCGUCCAGAGAGACAAGAUCUUCGUCUUCUAGAUGUCAGAUCUUCUGUGAUGAGCUCAUCUGGCCCUCUCUGCCUUAUCGCCCUGGUCUCUCUUCAUUUGCGUCUGUCAUGUCCUAAAAAAAAGCACAUCCAGUAGCGCGUUUUCCCCCAGGCUGUACAGUGGGCGCCUCUCACAGCCAGUCAAGCCAGUCAGGAAAGGGCAGUAGCCCCUCCCUCCACCUGUAUGGACACAAAUGUGCCAGUUAAGAGCUGGGUCGACGUCGAGUGACGCUGAAGUGUUUUGUCUUCUCGCUGCCACCAUCGAUAUAACUGUUGUAAUCAAUGUUUACUUACUGCUGAUGAAGACAGUGUACGCACUUGCUAAAAAAAAAUUAACUUAUUUUAUACUGUCGACAUUAUAUUUCACCUGCAAGUCAACACUGCAUUUUGAAAUCUGUGUGUGUGCGUGUGUGCGUGCGCGUGCGUGUAUUGUGAGAACAUGAAUUCUGUCAAGUCUGUCAGUGGCCUUUAACGUUCUAAUCAUGUAAAUCGCAUACUGUGCUCUGAUUGGUCAGAUCUUCUAACCGUCCUUCUCAUAGGAGAAUAAUGAUUGUAUUACUGACUGCCCUCAAGUCUGAAUGCGAAAGGAUUUUUUUUUGUACUGUACAAAAACUGAUUUUAAUGUCAAACAUUGCAAUGAGCAGUUACUGAAUAAAAAGGUCUCAUUUUCAAAUAA
Molecule: messenger RNA, 3782 nt
Organism: Micropterus dolomieu (smallmouth bass)
Lineage: Eukaryota; Metazoa; Chordata; Actinopteri; Centrarchiformes; Centrarchidae
Gene: sidt2
Product: SID1 transmembrane family, member 2
Exons: 26
Coding region: 532-3099 (855 amino acids)
Cellular component (GO): membrane
Source: RefSeq, a predicted model, not a curated record